Molecule: messenger RNA, 579 nt
Organism: Neoarthrinium moseri
Lineage: Eukaryota; Fungi; Ascomycota; Sordariomycetes; Amphisphaeriales; Apiosporaceae
Exons: 2
Coding region: 1-579 (192 amino acids)
Source: RefSeq, a predicted model, not a curated record
AUGUAUGUCGCCAAUGAGGGUAGUCGCAGGUGGGAAACUGGUAGAACCGGCGAUCACGGCACUAGCACAACUAUCCAUAAUGCACAAUUCGACAAUCCCAUGUCUCGACAAGUUCUCGAGGGCACAGCAAGGCCCGAGGGUAACCUAGCGGGCUGUAGUUCGGAUCUCGGUCUCGGCUGUCUACAGCUUGAGGCCACUCUACCCGCGGAACUGGCCGGCGACGUCAUCGAGGGGCUCUUGGGUUUCGACAUCUCCACUGUGGGUCAAGUUCGUGAGUUUUUGGCGGCCGCCAGACCAGGCGUGACCGACACGGCUUGGAGGCUGGUCACCGCUCACGAUGUCUUGCGGACGGCCCAUUUAGGGCAGGGUGUGAGGAUAGAAUCAUUUAACAGCGAGCAUGGGGAUUCCUUGAACCACGCGGCUCGAUCACGAUCGUCUGGUCUCCAGUGCUAUCAAGACACCUUUGGCAGUAGGAAGCCCGCUGACAGUUGCGUGUGUGAACUUCUUCCAGCUGGUUUUCCGGAAGGGCUAUGUCCCUUAAUUAAAUACAGAGUUCGUGAGAAGGAGUCCCAAACAUGA